Messenger RNA from Carassius auratus (goldfish), 357 nucleotides. RefSeq names its product 60S ribosomal protein L29-like. Lineage: Eukaryota; Metazoa; Chordata; Actinopteri; Cypriniformes; Cyprinidae. Gene Ontology annotation, biological process: cytoplasmic translation. Bases 103 to 297 code for a protein of 64 amino acids. The record is from RefSeq and is a predicted model, not a curated record. The transcript is spliced from 4 exons. Gene Ontology annotation, cellular component: ribosome; cytosolic large ribosomal subunit. Gene Ontology annotation, molecular function: structural constituent of ribosome.
UCACGUCACUUCCGGCGAAGUGGACUCUUUCCCCCCAGUACCCCCACUCGCUCUCUCUCUAUUCCGUUUGUGGUGCGCUCCGUGUAGCAGACGGAGAUCAGGAUGGCCAAGUCUAAGAACCACACCACACACAACCAGUCUCGAAAGUGGCACAGGAACGGCAUCAAGAAGCCCAGGUCUCAUCGCUACGAGUCCCUCAAAGGGGUGGACCCUAAGUUCCUGAGGAACAUGCGCUUUGCCAAGAAACACAACAAGAAGGGGAGGAAGACCAUCGCCAAGAGAGAGGCGUGCAAAUAGAUGAGGACAGACCCCAGAGACUUCACACCUUCCUCAAUAAAGCUGUGCUUUGACCAAGUC